Molecule: messenger RNA, 1451 nt
Organism: Oryza brachyantha (malo sina)
Lineage: Eukaryota; Viridiplantae; Streptophyta; Magnoliopsida; Poales; Poaceae
Exons: 7
Coding region: 91-933 (280 amino acids)
Biological process (GO): regulation of DNA-templated transcription; DNA-templated transcription termination
Cellular component (GO): chloroplast
Molecular function (GO): RNA binding
Source: RefSeq, a predicted model, not a curated record
CUCGAGCCAUUUCGACUCCACCUCGUCGGACCAACGCCUCCUCCUCCCUCUCCGGCGGCCACACGGCCGCGGCGCGCAGGGCAGAGCACCAUGGAAGCGACGAGCGCCGCCGUGUCCGCCGCAUCCUCGUCGAGUCCCGCGGCGCCUAGACGACCCAGCUGUCUCCUGGCGAGCCCCGCCGCGUGGCGCGGCGCCCGGACGCUGCCGCCGCGGGCCGUCGCCUCCUCCCGAGCGACGGUGCUCGUCUCGAACCCACCGCCGGCCCCCGCUCCUGCUGCGGCCGCGCACUCCAAGGUCGACCGCUCCGGGCGGUUCUGUAGCCCCCGCGCCGCCCGCGAGCUUGCCCUGAUGAUUUCCUACGCGGCGUGCCUGGAGGGCGCAGACGUGGUGCGGCUCUUCGACCGCAGGAUCAGCGCAAGAAGGGAGCGCGGCUUUGUUUUUGAUAAGGCGUCCUUGUUGAAUUACAACCAUAUGAGCUUUGGUGGGGGACCUCUUCAGGUUGGGACGGAGGAGGAGUCUGAGAAGCUCAUGAGUCAGAACGAGAAGGAUUCAGCAAACGAAGCAGAAGUUCUUUCAGCUCCUCCAAAGCUAGUAUACAACAACUUUGUGUUACGACUGGCUCGGGAAAUUUUAGUGGCUGUUGCCAGUGGAUGGGAUAAGCAUGUUGAUAUCAUCAACAAAAUAACUCCCCAGAAUUGGAAGGAUGAACCAGUGGCAAGAAUCCUUGAAUUGUGCAUUCUUCAUAUUGCCAUGGCAGAGAUGACAUCAAAAGGAACACCUCACAAAGUUGUCAUUAACGAGGCUGUGGAUUUGGCCAAACGGUUCUGUGAUGGAGGUGCUCCUCGGGUAAUCAAUGGAUGCCUUCGAACAUUUGUGAAGGAUCACAUGAACAUCGACACUAGUAAGCCAGCUCCAGCUGAGUCAAAAGCAUGAAGUUACAAAUAUGGAUCUUUCAUCAUGAAUACGAUCGAAAGAAUAGAAGCAUGGAGAAAACGUUGCUCUUUGUACGAUCUUCUUAGGUUCUUGAUUAUUUCAAGAUUGAAUGGUAAACUUGAAAGGGGGGAACAUGCUGACUUUUGGGGAGCGGGAAGUAUCUUCAAUAUUUAACAGGACACAAUAUGUGUUGAGCCAUAUGCUGACGAUGUUCUCUUCUGAAAGAACUGAAUGGCACUGCUUCUAACAACUUUUGCCCAUGCUGAUCCCCGUGGUUCAUGGGAUCAGAAAACCUGUAAAAUGUAGUGAUAUGUAAUUAUAUAAGGUUUUAAGGCUUGCUUCUCUCAGUUUCACAGUACCCUGCCUGAGCUGAGUAAUUUGUAAGUUGGGUAUUUGUAGCUGAUAUUACGGAAGAUAGAUUCGUUGCAAGAUUUGGAUAUGUCGAUACUGUGUAAUUCUAUAUGCACACGAUCUCUGUUCAAAUUAUAAAGUUACCUUCGAUAACAGUUGUUAAACAA